AUGAGCAUCGUGUUGGCCAGCCUGCUGAUCGGGGUGGGGUACGACGCCUACGUCGUGAUCGGGUUCGCAGAGAAGAGAAUCUGCCUGGCGGACGAGGCGCACGAGCCGCUCGUCGGGCACUCGAGGAGCAGGACGUCGCAGGGGAGCUCGCGGAGCAAGAAGGCGCAGAUCAAGGUCUUCAGUGACGACGCCAAGGAGGAAUCGGUGUACUCGGUGAAGCAGCGGCCAGUGCUGGACAGCACGUUCGUGAUGACGAGGGACAAGUUCGAUCGCCUCGAUCAGGAGCUGACCAAGAAGGAGCAAGAGGCUCCUGCCAUGCUCAUCGAGGAGGAGGAGCAGUCGGUGCAGGAGGAGGACGAGUACGAGGGGCAGCGGGUGCAUGCGUGGGUGUUGGUUCGAGCAGGCAAGAGAGAGAUGGUUGACAACGUCUUUGUGGAGGCGAGUACGGGGAAGGUUGUCCCCACAAAUCACCCUGGCUACAAGGGGAUCGAGGCUGUCUUCAACCACCAGAACUACUGGGUCGACAUGCAGCGGGUCGAUGAGCCCAAGGACAUCUCCUUUGCUCUUGAGGACUUCAACAAGUGGGAGUUUCUCUUCAUCAGCAGCAUGUCAAAGGAUCAAAGGAGGAACUCUAUCGAGGAUGCCAGGCCGAACCGAUCGCCUCCUUCAUCUCCUUUGGAGGGGAAGAGAGUCGGAACGGGGAACAGGAGGCCUGCGGGGCAGGAGGGCGGGGCUGGCCAGGACGAUCAGCGAGUGGAGGGACCGGAGGAGGUAGCUGAAGGGGAGCACAUCCUAGACCUCCCUCCCAGCUGGGUGGACAAGCUCUUCAUCGACCGCGAGAUCUUCCUUCGACGCUAUGCCGAGGAGUCCGGCGAGCCGAAAAGAACCAAGGAUUACAAGAAGAGCAGGGUGGAACACUUUGCUGAGAACUCGAGGAGGGAUGGCAUGACCGAGAUGAUCACGCUUUACAGCGACCUGGCGCGGACCAACAUGACGGAGAUACAAGAGUACUUUGCGAAUCGCAAAGACAAGCUGGUCAGCAGAUUCCGAUACUUUCGCACCGGCAAGAGGAUCGACUCCAACAGGAAGGAGCACAUGAUCUUCGAGAACUUCGACCCGGGUCGUCCAGAUGCCUUGAUGAAGCUCGUCGAGAAGCCCGAAGGCCGAGAGUUCACCUUCUACCACAAGGCCACACUGGACGGGAUGGUCAACAGGACGGAGUCCUUCACUAGGAAUCGCGACCCCGCCAAACCCGUGGCCCUGCACAAGGUCUACCACACUUCCAUCACCUUCGAGCCCAUCGAGCCCAACACGGACGCUCCCCCGAUGAAGCAGCAGAUUGACCAUCCAAGGAAGAUGACAGAGAAGUUUGAGCGGAACCCAGAGGUGCCAGCAGACAAGGACAUCGCCAAGAGGACUUUCUUCACAGGCUCCCGUCCGCCGAGAAUCCAUCUGAUUUUCCACUACGGGCCGGGGAGGAUCACUUCGUCGACGCGGACGUACAUCACCGAGAAGAACCUUAGCGGCGACGAGUUCUCGGUGCAGGAGUACGUGGUGGACCCGUUUGCGAAGCCGAUGAGGUACACGGAGCAGCGGGAUGAGUACCAGCUGCUCACAGCAGCGGAGAAGUCGCUCAUCUCUGAGUUCCGCGAGGCCGAGCGAGAGGCGACCAAGAUCCUGGAGUCGAGGGAGAAGGAGGAAAAGGAGCCGGGACUGCUCAAGAGUCUGCAUGUACAGCUACAGGAGAAGAAGGUGGCGGAAGCGAUGAAACCCAAGGAGGAGGAGUCGGAAGCUGCUCUCAAGUACGACUACCUCGCGCCGUACCUGCCGAAGCACGCGAAGCAGAAGGCUCUCACGAAGCAGGACGCGCAGAAAGUCAAGGAUAGCUGCCUGAAGGCGCUCAAGGAGAGGCUCAUCGAUCGCGCCCACAUCAUCGAAACCAGGUUGGAAGAGGAGCAGGCAGCUCUCACCAAGAAGCAGGUCGGAUACCAGAGGCAGGACAAGGACAAGACGUCAGACGACGAGGAGUACGAGAAGUACGUGAACGAGGCUCAGUUCCGCAUCCAGAUUCUCAAGCAGAGGAGAGACCGGCACGAGGAGAUUGCCAAGGCCAAGUUCAAGGAGAUGAUCGAGAGGCUGCAGAACGAUCCUCGUCUCGCCAUUCUCAACCAAUAA
Molecule: messenger RNA, 2175 nt
Organism: Guillardia theta CCMP2712
Lineage: Eukaryota; Cryptophyceae; Pyrenomonadales; Geminigeraceae
Exons: 24
Coding region: 1-2175 (724 amino acids)
Biological process (GO): cell motility
Cellular component (GO): motile cilium
Source: RefSeq, a predicted model, not a curated record